UCAAGGACUUUGUAAAGACCGACCGAAAUAUUGGUUAACAUUGUAAACUUCACGGGGCCGACAUUUUGUUUUUUGAGUGUUGGAGGUCGUCCGGUUGCGUCCGGUUGCGUGGUCACGUGACGAAUUAUAAUAACAUUUAGGGACCACGCAUAUUCUCUCUUUACCAUAAAAAAAUAACAAUGGUACGGUCAUUGAUACGGAGCCUUGGUUGUAUGUCUAAAUCUCGAGUUGUUUUGGUUGUUGUGGGUUGUUGGUGUGUUCUGGUCCUCACGAAGAACAUGGACUUAGGAGAAAUUAUUUUCAAGUUUGAACGGGAUCUUCAUUACACAAACAACACCGUCAGUGAAGCAUCAUACUUCAGGACGUCCACAGAUAUGACACCACAUGGAGACAGGAAAUAUAUUCAUAGACAUAUUUUAAUAGAGAACGUUACCUCGUACAAUAAGUAUGACGUCACCGUUGUCACUGCGUAUUUCGAUCUUGGAACAUUUAAGAAAGGAUUUGCUGGCAAGUUCUCUACUGAGACCUACCUCAAUUGGGGCAAAAUAUUCAGAUAUUUGCUUAACCCGUUAAUAGUAUACACCGAUUCACAGAAGUUCUAUAAUUUAAUGAAGAACAUAAGAAAUGAAACUGUCAAAACAACACGGAUUCAUCUGAUCAAAAGAAACUCAUCUUGGGCUUUCCAGCUGCAAAGCAAUAUAUCAAAAGUAUUUUCCCAAAAAGGUUACCCUAAACACUAUCCUAAUACAGUUUUACCCGAAUACGCAUGCACACAGCUCGCAAAAUAUGAUGUCAUAUCCCGUGCUUCUCGCGACGACGAGUUCAAGACAAAUUAUGUUAUGUGGCUGGACGUUGGAUACUUCAGAAAUAGAAGGGCAAUCAACAACUUUUCACUAAGAAGGCCGAACGGCUACAACGAAAGUCGUGUAGCUAUGAAUGUAAUCCACGCGAAUACACACAUGACUAUGCCAGUGAAUAAUAUAUUCCGAAAUAAUCUAGUUUGGGUCGGCGGUGGUCUGGUGUUUGCUAAUAGGGAUAUCAUUCUUCGAUACGAAACCCAGCUGAAAAAAGCCGUGGAUUAUUUCCUAAGCAGGCGUCAGAUGAAUACCGAUCAGCAGGUUGUGUACGCGUUGUUUAGUGAUGAGGGGCGACGCGCGAUCCGCCCUCACAUUGAGCUCCAGUUGUACACCCCUCCUGUGGACAAUAACUGGUUCUACCUGGGAAAUAUCAUGCUUCAAGAAGACCUUCCAUUUAUUUCAAAUUCCACCAACAAUAGAAAAAAACAGAACAAAUUUUAGUAUAUAAAAGUUUGAUAGUUGCCUAUGUUACAUAUAUAUAAUUAAUACAUUUCAAGUAUAUAAUAUAGUGAGCGACCUUCAGGGAAUUGUUUAACUAACAUAUAAAGUGUCAACUGAAAUACUAAUAGAACCAUUGCAAAUCACCAGAUUUUAGUACGAUAUCUUAUAAGGGCAAAUAAUAAUACCUCUUAAAGCUGCACUCAUACAGAUUUACAGUAUUGACCUCUUAUUCGUUUUUGUCACAGAAGCAUACAGUAAUAAUGAUGUACACAAUUAAACAGAUUUGCUGUUUCCCAAAAAACAAUUUCCAUUGGAUGCUUUUGCGGUAUUAUUAAGUAUGAUUACAAAAUAUGAGCCCACUACAACA
Messenger RNA from Mya arenaria, 1665 nucleotides. RefSeq lists its product as uncharacterized. The record is from RefSeq and is a predicted model, not a curated record. The transcript is spliced from 2 exons. NCBI's taxonomy places the organism in Eukaryota, Metazoa, Mollusca, Bivalvia, Myida, Myidae. Bases 180 to 1298 code for a protein of 372 amino acids.